Molecule: messenger RNA, 332 nt
Organism: Staurois parvus
Lineage: Eukaryota; Metazoa; Chordata; Amphibia; Anura; Ranidae
Source: the annotation of a GenBank genome assembly
UUACACUUGGCACAAUGCAGUCAGGCAAGUACCAUUCUCCUGGCAACAGCCAAACCCAGACACAUCCUUUGGAUUUCCAGAUAGAGAAGUGUAAUUCUUCACUCCAGAGAACAAGUUUCCACUGCUCUAGAGUCCAGUGGUGGUUGGCUGAGUUGCUGUUGUUCCCAGUUGCUUCCACUUUGUUAUAAUACCACUAACAGUUGACCGUGGAAAAUUUAGUAGCAAGGAAAUUUCAUGGAUAGACCUAUCACAGUACCACGCUUGAAUUCACUGAGCUCCUGAGAGCGACCCAUUCUUUCACAAAUGUUUGUAGAAGCCGUCUGCAUGCCUAG